AUGCCUGGGCUCUCCAAGCUCAAGAAGCGUCUUGCUGCAAUCAAGGAGGAAUGGGGUCCCCUAAUGGCCGCCAAAGAGGAGGGUGAUGAGGAGUACAAUUUCCCGGCUGGAGGUGGGCCUAGGCCUGGUCAGAACAGUUCGAACCAAACGCCCUCACAGAAGGAGAAACAGCCCGAGUCUACCGAUUCGGAUGGGCGAACGAGUGAACGAGCGCGACGUAGCCCAGAUCUUGAUGCUAUAGCCGAAUAG
Aspergillus nidulans FGSC A4 is the source of this 249-nucleotide messenger RNA. RefSeq lists its product as uncharacterized. The coding region runs from base 1 to 249 and encodes 82 amino acids. The record is from RefSeq and is a predicted model, not a curated record. NCBI's taxonomy places the organism in Eukaryota, Fungi, Ascomycota, Eurotiomycetes, Eurotiales, Aspergillaceae. The transcript has 2 exons.